CGCAGACGAGAACGGAACUACGUCAUCGUUUGGGACGACUGUAGCGACACGCAGUAACUUCCUUUGAUGCCAAAGACGCUUUUUACAGUAGUAAAAUAUUAAUUUAACUUGAUUUUUCGAAAGGUAAUCGUAAACCGAGUUAAGUCUGAAUAAUAUUUAAGCAUGAAAAUGGGCGAAGAAUCACCUAUUACGGCACUCGUGCUACCGAUAUUAGUUCGUCCGAUACUGGACAAGUUAGAAAGAAAAGAUGUCACUGCUGCACAACAGCUAAAAUUGGCUAUUUCCAAAGUUGAAGCAGCACAUACAGGAUUUGUAUAUGAUCUUGUCAUGGGAUUAGUAAGAAGAGCAGAGUUAUCAGUAAAUAUGGCAGAAAGUUUAUUAAAGUUACAAGGAUCAAUUCCAGACACAAAUGAAUACAAAUGUAGUCGUCCCGAAGAUAGUUUUCAGGAAUUGAACAGGAAGUCUUCGUCCUUAAAGAAAAUUUUGAGUCGUAUUCCAGAUGAAAUUAAUGAUCGUAAAACAUUUUUGGAAACAAUCAAAGAAAUAGCAAGUGCAAUUAAAAAACUUUUGGAUGCUGUAAAUGAAGUUUCUGGAUAUAUUCCCUCUCCUACUGGAAAACAGGCAUUAGAGCAACGAAAAAGAGAAUUUGUGAAGUAUUCUAAGCGUUUCAGUAAUACAUUAAAAGAUUUCUUUAGAGAGGGACAAGCUCAAAGUGUAUUUGUAAGUGCCAUUUAUUUGAUUCAUCAAACUAAUCUUAUAAUGCUAACAGUGAAGAGUAAAUGUGAUUAAGGAUUAAAGAUUUCCUUCCAAAGUUCAUUAACAGCAUGCAUCAGAAUCCACUGAACAAAAAUUCAUACAAAGAUGAAAGUUACUGUGAUAUAGCAUUAAAAAAAAGAAAAAGAACCCUUUGAUUCAUGCAGUAUGUAAAUGAUGUAUAUAGAAUUACCAUAAUCCCUUUUUAUUUUAUCUGUAAACUAAGAGGGACAAUUCAAUUUUGAUCAUUUAUUUUUAACAUUCCAAAUAUUUUGUUUUAUAAAAUCUUAUUAAGGAAUAUAUAAAAUUCUAUGUGUAGAUAGAUGAAAUAUAAGGAAUUUUAUUCUUUGUAGAUUAAUUAUUAACAUUUGGUUAUGUACAGAGAAUACUGAAUGUUUUGAAAGGUGAAUGAAUGAAAACAUAUGUGAUAAAUAUAAAUCCUAAUACUUAUGUAUGAAUAUUGAAACCUUGAAUAUAAUUCAAUGGCCUAUAUAAACAAAAAUAAAUAUUUAAAAUUUUUUA
Messenger RNA from Centruroides sculpturatus (bark scorpion), 1275 nucleotides. It is a transcript of the gene Ccm3, whose product is annotated as programmed cell death protein 10-like. Gene Ontology annotation, molecular function: protein kinase binding. Gene Ontology annotation, biological process: positive regulation of MAP kinase activity; regulation of Golgi organization. Gene Ontology annotation, cellular component: FAR/SIP/STRIPAK complex; Golgi apparatus. The coding region runs from base 163 to 789 and encodes 208 amino acids. Lineage: Eukaryota; Metazoa; Arthropoda; Arachnida; Scorpiones; Buthidae. The record is from RefSeq and is a predicted model, not a curated record. The transcript is spliced from 7 exons.